Copidosoma floridanum is the source of this 2345-nucleotide messenger RNA. RefSeq names its product ubiquilin (gene Ubqn). Lineage: Eukaryota; Metazoa; Arthropoda; Insecta; Hymenoptera; Encyrtidae. Gene Ontology annotation, molecular function: polyubiquitin modification-dependent protein binding. The record is from RefSeq and is a predicted model, not a curated record. Gene Ontology annotation, biological process: ubiquitin-dependent protein catabolic process. Gene Ontology annotation, cellular component: cytosol.
UCUGUGUUCAUUUUAACUUCCUUGCAACCGUGCAACGUAGAGGUAUGAAUGUAUAGUGUAUUAUCGUAUACGUGUGUAUAUAGAGUUAGUCCGGUCCGGGCCUGGAAGAAUCGAGACAUUGAGACAGUGGUGUGUACGGUCUACAUAAGGUGGCCCGUCUGUCUGUCUGUAUAACCUCGACGACGACGUGGACGUCGUUGCAAGCUGCAACAACUGCGGCGAUCGAGAGCCGCAGUCAGGGGCGCCUCUGCGUUAUUUCCGCGAAGAGGAAUAGGUAAUAAAGUACCGUGUCGCGAAAAUAAGGAAGAGAAUUAAGCGAGUCAUCAUCAAACGUAUAGAAGUUAGUUGCAGCAGCAGCCCAGUAGCCGUUGCCUCGUCGCCGCCACCGCUACCACCGCGAUCAAGAUGGCAGAGGCCCAAGAGGAGAGCCGCAAGAAAAUCACCAUCACCAUAAAAACACCCAAGGAUAAGCAGACUGUUGAGAUCGAGGAGGAUGCCUCCAUUAAGGACUUCAAAGAAGUGGUUGCCAAGAAGUUUGAUACACAGCCGGAACAGGUGUGUUUGAUAUUUGCUGGAAAAAUUAUGAAGGAUCAUGAGAACCUGACAAAUCACAAUCUCAAAGACGGUCUGACGGUGCAUUUGGUGAUUAAGACGCCGAGGAAUGCAGCAACUCCAAAUAAUCAAGACAGCACGCCUCAGAGAUCCACUCCAGCAGCUGAUAUACAUGCAUCGCCGUUUGGACUUGGUAGCUUGGGUGGAUUGCCAGGCUUGGAAAAUCUUGGAUUGGGCUCUGGAAAUUUCGCGGAAAUUCAGCAGAGGAUGCAAAGGGAAUUAUUUACAAAUCGCGACGCUUUGAGACAAGUUUUCGACAAUCCUUUGGUGCAGAGUUUAAUGAGUGAUACUGAAAGUAUGCGAAGUUUAUUCCUGGCAAACCCUCAAAUGCAAGAGUUGAUGCAACGCAAUCCAGAAAUUAGUCACAUGUUAAAUAAUCCAGAUCUUCUUAGGCAAACUAUGGAAUUAGCUCGGAAUCCAUCAAUGUUGCAAGAGUUAAUGCGUUCACAUGAUCGGGCGCUAUCUAAUCUGGAGAGCAUUCCAGGAGGUUACAGUGCACUCAGGCGCAUGUACAGAGACAUUCAAGAGCCAAUGUUAGCUGCAGCGGCUAACGAUAGAAACCCUUUUGCUGCCUUAGUAGAAAAUAAUGACAACGCUGCAGAAGCCCCGAAUCCACAGCAAGGUCAAGAAAACAGAGAUCCUCUACCGAAUCCCUGGAAUUCAGGGCAAACUGAUCCAUCAUCCACGGGAACGACCGGUACAGGCACAGAUGCAGACGGAGGUGCAAACACAGGUACAACUGGAACGGGCACUACUGGCGCAGGCAUUGGUAGAGGACUCAUGGAUACACCAGGAAUGCAGAGUCUUGUUUCCCAGAUGAUGGAAAAUCCAACACUCAUGCGUAACAUGCUAAACGCUCCAUACACACGUACCGUUCUGGAAACCAUGGCCUCAGAUCCAGCAAUGGCCAACAGAAUAAUAUCCGCAAAUCCAUUUUUAAGGAACAAUCCACAGAUGCAACAGCAAAUGACAGCCAUGAUGCCUAGGCUUAUUGAACAGAUGCAAAAUCCUCAAAUGCAAAAUAUUAUCACCAACCCCGACGCCAUGUCAGCCUUAAUGCAAAUUCAGCAAGGUAUGGAGCAACUCCGGAACGUUGCCCCGGAACUUGUUGGAAACCUAGGUUUGACUGUUCCUCCUAGUCCUGUAAGUACACCAAACGCAACUACCACCACAAAUUCCAGUUCACCAGCUGGGCAGCAAACGCCUACUGAAUCGUCAAAUCAAAAUGAUGUGUUCUCUCAGUUUAUGACGCGAAUGCUUUCGGCUAUGGCUUUAAAUCAAGGAGUAGAAGGAGUUGAUGGUCAACUUCCGCCACCUGAAGAACGAUACAGAGCGCAAUUGGAACAGUUAACAGCAAUGGGAUUUGUUAAUAGGGAUGCAAAUUUACAAGCAUUGAUUGCCACGUUUGGAGAUAUCAACGCAGCUGUUGAAAGAUUACUGGCUAAUGGACAGGCAGCGUUGUUUAAUUUCUAAUUUCCCAAUCAACAAUUAAACAUUCAUACUUUAAUUUUAUAAAUAGAUCGACUUCAAUUAUCAACUAAAACAAUUGUUUUAUUGAAUCGACUUAAAUUAACAGGAGAAAUUUAAUUCCUUAGAAGUAAAAUUUUUCAUUCUUUUGACAAUUAGAUCUUUGCAAAUUAAAACUAAAUUUUGUAUACAUAUGCUUUUAACAGUUGAAUGUUAUGCCUUGCAAUGAAACGAGUAAACUAAUAUGACGAUGUGUUAUGGAAAAA